This is a messenger RNA of Cannabis sativa, 1933 nucleotides long. Its product is annotated as coniferyl alcohol acyltransferase. The transcript is spliced from 2 exons. Bases 128 to 1690 code for a protein of 520 amino acids. Gene Ontology annotation, molecular function: acyltransferase activity, transferring groups other than amino-acyl groups. NCBI's taxonomy places the organism in Eukaryota, Viridiplantae, Streptophyta, Magnoliopsida, Rosales, Cannabaceae. The record is from RefSeq and is a predicted model, not a curated record.
UAAUUUUACAUUAGCUUACCCCAAUAGAGUGUAAUAUUUACAACUAUAGUCACCAAAGCAUCAUAGUCUAAACAAGUUUUAAUGCUUUCACACAUAUCACAAAACUCUAUAAAAACAACCUGAAAAGAUGAAAAAAAAAAGAACAAAACGAGCAAAACUUAAAACAAAUCUAAAAGUAAGCAAGAUGGGUUUGGGAGAUAAAGCUAAAUCAUUAUUUCAAGUGAAGAUAAUGAAGAAAGAGGUGGUGGUACCCCUUGGUGUUUCGUCACUAAUCCAAAAACAUUGGUUGCCAGUGUCUAAUCUCGACCUUCUAAUUCCGUCACAACUCAAGUUUGUGGCUAUCCAAUGCUACAAGAAUCCGGCAUCAGAUUCGGGGCCACAAGCUUCUACUAAUGCUGCUGAGUCUUUUAUUAGUAGCUUGAAGAGAGGUUUGGCUCAAGUGUUGGUGCCUUUCUAUCCACUAGCCGGUGAAGUGGUUCGAAACUCGCUUGGUGAGCCUGAGAUUUGCUGCAACAACCGCGGUGUUGAAUUUAUUGAAGCUUAUGCUGAUAUUGAACUAGAAAAUCUCAACAUACACAACCUUGACGAGAAUUUUGUGGUAGGCAAAUUGGUGCCAGAUAAUAACCAUGACAUUCUUGUCGUCCAGUCAACAACUCUCAAGUGUGGCAGUGUAAUUGUGGUGACCCUAUUUGACCAUCGUAUAAGUGACGGCUACUCAGCUAGCAUGUUUUUAGUAUCAUGGGCUGAAUUUGUUCGGUCUAAACCUCUCACCUAUAAUAAUCCGCCCUCAUUUCGCCGAUCUUUACUAAACCCUAGCCGCAACUUUGGUAGCAUUGACACCUCGGUUUAUGACAAGUAUGUUACCGUUGUCACUACUCCAGAAAACACCUCGGGGCCAAGAAAUAAUGACAAUCCUAUUAAUCGCCUCUACUAUAUUAAAGCUGAACAUAUCAACAACCUCCAAACCCUAGCUUGCAAAAACAACAACAACAAUAACAUAACCAAGAUUGAGUCUUUUAGUGCUUUUUUAUGGAAGUUGAUUGCCAAAUCUUCUACUAGUACUGAUGUUGAAAAGCAAUGUAAAGUGGGCAUUGUUGUUGAUGGUCGGAAGCUAUUAGGAAGAGGCGAUGGAAAAGAGGAUCAUAACGCGAUGAGUAACUUCUUCGGAAAUGUGAUAUCCAUUCCAAACUGGGGAAAAAGAAUUUGUGAUCUCAAUAAAGAGCCACUCAAUGAGGUUGCUAGAGAUGUUCACAAGUCUUUAAAAGGAGUUGUGAUGAAGGAGCAUUUUUCGGGUUUGAUAGAUUGGGUCGAGGCCAUUCGUCCAAAGUCAGGAAUGUUCAGAUUAUCAAGCUACAAAAUAGAUGAUGGACCAUCUAUUAUGGUCUCAUCCGGGCUACGAUUUUCAACUGGAGUUGUUGAUUUUGGGUGGGGUAGACCCAUUUUGGGGACAUUUCAUUUUCCAAUGGGAAUGCGAAAACUUACCAAAGGUUCCUACGUAUACCCGGCAUUGAGUCCAAUUGGCAAUGGAGAUUGGGUGGUGUAUAUGCACUUAUUUAAGUCACAAUUGGAGUUCAUAGACAAAGAAGCUUCCAAUUUUUUCAAGCCAUUAACUUUUGAUUACCUUAGGUCAAUCAUGGACCAGCUGCCUUACCUGCAAAAAGAUGAUAUAAGCAUAAAGAGUAAAAUAUAACAUCAUAUAAGUGAUCAUGCAUAUAUAUAAAUGUAUAUACUAAAUUAGUAUUUGUAACAUAUAAUGUAUAUUUGCUUAAAAUUGUAUUAGAAUUGUUAUUAUCUAAUUAUUAAUUUAAAUAUGAUGAUAAUAAUUGUAAGAACUCGGUUUUGACCGAGUCAAAAAGGAAAAAAAAUAUGUAAUAUAAUUAAAUAAAAUAAAAUAAAUAAAUAUUUAUAAUAUAAAUAACUUUUUUUCCCAUCA